Messenger RNA from Amphimedon queenslandica, 1927 nucleotides. RefSeq names its product tetratricopeptide repeat protein 16-like. The record is from RefSeq and is a predicted model, not a curated record. The coding region runs from base 22 to 1833 and encodes 603 amino acids. NCBI's taxonomy places the organism in Eukaryota, Metazoa, Porifera, Demospongiae, Haplosclerida, Niphatidae. The transcript is spliced from 12 exons. Gene Ontology annotation, molecular function: protein binding.
ACUAUAGUUACAAGGCAAUACAUGGUAACCAUGUCUGAAUGUGUUGAGAGUAGUUUAGCAGAAUCCUACUGUUAUUCAGACAUUAUGAAAGCCAGGAUUGAAUGUCUCAUUCAUGAGUCAAAGAGUUUCUUGUCUAUCCAAAAGCCUGAGCAGGCAAUUAAGCGAAUUAACCGUGCUCUUGUCCUUAAUCCUCGAGAUCCAUAUCUUUAUCAGUUAAGAGCUAAAGCACUGUUUCAGAGUAAGGAUUACAUAUUAGCUAUUCAGAAUAUAACAAAGGCAUUACGUCUUGCUCCAUCUGAUCACUUAUUACAAGAAAUGUUAGCUGUUACUCAUGGCUGCUAUGCUGACACUUUGUAUGAUCAAGGGUUGUAUGAAAAGGCAUUGGACCAUUAUAAUGUAGUUUACAAUGUUUUACCUCACUAUCUUAUCAAAUGUAUAUCUUGCUACAUUCAUUUGAAGGAUUACCAACCAGCAAUGACACUUUUAAAAACUAAAAUAUCAGAUGAUGUACCAAACAAAGUCGACUUAUUGCUAAUGAGAGCAAAGCUUCAUCUUCUCUUCGGGAAUGCUACAAAAUGUUAUUGUGAUGUUCAAGCUGCAUUGCAAUUUGAUUCAUCUUCUAAAGAAGCAAUUGAAUUAAGAAAUGAGCUUGAAAAAAGAACAAACAAUGCACACAAACAAGCAUUGCACUUUUGCCUAAUGGACAGAAGAAAAGAAGCAUUGUUUAAAAUAGAUGCUGCUAUUGAUUCAGAUCCUCACAAUGCUAAACAUCAUAUUUUAAGAGGUGCUUUGCAGCGUAAACUACAUUCCUACAAUGAAGCCAUUGAUGAUUUUUUAACUGCAAUGAAUAAAAUUGCUCAUAACUAUGAAGAUCCAAUAUAUCAACAAGCUUCGAAACAACUAGUAUUAACUUAUAACGAAUUUGCUGUGAAUUGUUUUAAAAAUGGCUUUUUUAAUGAAGCUCUAACCUUAUUAAACAAGGCCAUAAAAGAAGACAAAAGUGAACCAGGUUUAUACAUUAACAGAGGAGAUUGUUUUUAUAAGCAAAGUCAGUACGGGUUUGCAUUGGCUGACUAUCAAGUUGCAUAUGAGUUGUCAUUGAGUGUCAGUAGCGGCCUUCACUAUCGUCUGGCUGUAGUUCACUAUACACUUGGUAUGAUGGAUUUUGCUCAGAAGGUGCUGUCAUUGGCAGAAGAUCAUUUUACAAUGGCACUGUUCCACAGUCCUCAUACAGCAAGAUUCUAUACAUGCAGAGCUAGAAUACGAAACGAAAGAAAUAAAGUGUCUGAAGCACAAGAUGAUAUUAUUUUAUCACUUUUGUUGCAUCCUGAUGACACAGAAUGUUUGCCACUUGUUUCUCAGAUAUUUCCUGGGUGUUCUGUACAAGAUUUAGUGCUAAGUAAUCAUGCACAACAGCUAAAAGAUUUACUGUCAUACAGCUCAAGAGAAAGCAGUUUGCCAAAAGAAAAUACUGUAACAAUGAGCAAGUCUAGUACUUACAUCAGUGAACUUUUAGAAGGCAUUACAGUUCUUGCUAAAUCUUUUAGUGAACCUACAUGCAAGCCUGACGCUAUUAAUUCUCAUAGCCUGCUUCCUGCUCAGAAAAAUCUACAUGUACAUGUAAGUGGAUGGACAAAAAUAGACAAGACAUUAUCAAAUCUACUGAAAUUCACUGACACCUCAUCUCUACAGCAUUGUAUGGAAGAAACAGAUUUUCAUGCCCUACUUUUGUAUACGAAAAAAAAAUGUACAAAUGAAGUUCAUAAGAUACUGUAUGGAUCUCCAAAUUUUCCAGAUUUACCACCAAAAAUAAUUAUGCAACAAGAAACAUAACAAUGAAAAUUAAUUAAUAAUAAAUUAUUAGUAUUGCAUGUACAUGUAUCUAAUGUUUUUCUAUCGUGUGUUUGUUUCUACUUUUUAAAACUAA